Molecule: messenger RNA, 2679 nt
Organism: Phalaenopsis equestris
Lineage: Eukaryota; Viridiplantae; Streptophyta; Magnoliopsida; Asparagales; Orchidaceae
Product: rab9 effector protein with kelch motifs-like
Exons: 10
Coding region: 526-2373 (615 amino acids)
Molecular function (GO): protein binding
Source: RefSeq, a predicted model, not a curated record
CUCGCAUAAAUGUGCAGGAAAAAGCCAGUGCAAACCUCUCCCUUUCCGAUGAAAGAAAAAACUCAGCUCACCAAACCCCAAAAUCACAUUUCCCACAGCACCAUACCCCACCUCCCAUCAUUUUCAGUUACACAGGUUUGAAGUGCAGAAAAGCGAUGGGUGCACCCAAACUAGUGCGACAUCAUGAAAGAUUUGUGACACCUCCCACAUUCCCAUGCUGGACACUGCUCCACCCCUCCUCUCUUCCUCUUCUCUCUCUCUCCUCCUCCCAUUACUCUCUCCUCCUCUGUCAAUACUUCUCAAAGAACUAAUACUAGCUCUGGCCUUUCUUCCUAUGUCAGCAGUGGUUGAGCGACGUGAAAGCUCCCAUCUUUUCUCUGUCAGUCACACUCACAUCUCUCUCUUCUUUCUGCUGUCUUUCUGCUAUCUUGUCAAGAACAGUGUGUGGUGGGGGUGGAGGUUAUAAGGUGGAGGAGGGGUUGCGCUGGUUUUGGGUCUGCUAUUGUUGUUUUUGGUUGGGGAAGAAUGGGAUCGGUGGGAGGGGAAGGAGUGAAGAGGAGAAAGGCAAUGUGGCUGUACCCGAAGGUGAGCGGAUUUAACCCGCCGGAGAGAUGGGGGCACUCUGCCUGCUUCGCCGAUGGUGUGAUUUAUGUUUUUGGUGGAUGCUGUGGUGGAUUGCAUUUCAGUGAUGUGCUUACUCUUAAUCUUGAGACAAUGACCUGGAUCUCCCUCGCCACCACCGGCCACAAACCGGGCACUCGAGAUAGUCACAGUGCAGUCAUUGUAGGCCAAAAAAUGAUCGUCUUGGGGGGCACAAACGGUGUGAAGAAGGUCAAUGAUCUCCACAUCUUAGAUCUUCUAACCAAGGAAUGGAGCAAACCUACUAGCAAAGGCAACCCACCCUGUCCGCGAGAGAGCCACACCGCCACUCUUGUGGGUGAAGAUAGAUUGGUAAUAUUUGGAGGUAGUGGAGAAGGCGAAGCGAAUUAUUUGAAUGAUGUUCAUGUUUUGGACCUUAAGACGAUAACAUGGAGUUCGCCGGAGGUGAAAGGCGAUCCCCCCGCCCCGAGAGACAGCCACGCUGCAGUUGCCAUCGGCAAUAAACUUCUAAUAUAUGGUGGCGAUUGCGGCGAUCGUUAUCAUGGUGAAGUUGAUGUUCUCGACACCGACACCAUGUCGUGGUCACGGAAGCAGAGAAUUCUUAUGUUUUUAUAUAUCUCACACCAAAACAUUCAUCUUUACAUACAAAAUACUUUGCUAAUAGUUCAGGGAUCUUCUCCUGGAGUAAGAGCUGGCCAUGCUGCUGUUCAUAUAGGGAGAAAGGUUUACAUCAUUGGUGGAGUUGGUGAUAAGCAAUAUUACAGUGAUGUUUGGGUACUGGAUGUGGCUGCCUGUGCUUGGGCUCAGCUUGAAAUUCGCGGCCAACAGCCUCAAGGGCGGUUCUCUCAUACUGUCGUAGUCACGAAUGCUGAUAUUGCUAUUUAUGGAGGUUGUGGAGAAGAUGAGCGGCCGCUGAAUGAGCUAUUGAUACUGCAAUUAGGAUCAGAGCACCCUAACGGUCGCUACAAUGUAUCGAUGUGCAAGAUUUUUGGUAGCCAUUGGAGCCAAGAGAAAAAGAAAUUUCUAAGAGCAGAUAAUUUGCAAAAUGUGAUUUUGAAGAAUGGAAACUCGAAUCGGAGGCCUCCUGAGGUGGAUGCUGAACAGAAGGGCUCCAUAUUUUGCAGCCCAGAUAACUUGCGAGCUAAAAGAAGAAGAGUCAAUGAUUCAAAAGUAUUUGACAUCGAAGCUGAGCAGGAAGAGCACUCUCUUUCGAUAUCUCAACACUCUUCACCAUCUCAAUCAGACCAAGAGCAGAAUACAGUACAGAGGCUCUCUUCCUCUAACAAAGGCCAAAAAAUUUUGCCCAAGACUGAGCAAUUUCUUCGUGCUGUCAUUCCUCCACAACAUGAGAUGCAGCUAUUGGCAUCAGAUCAGAAAUUGCCGCCUGUGAGGCAGGCCAUUCCUCAUCUGAUUGGAGCUGAGGUUUACGGUACAGUAGAUGGAUCUUUUGAUUCUGGGUACCUCAUGACUGCCAAUGUUAAGGGUCAGAUAUUCAGGGGAGUCUUGUUUGCUCCGGGUCCAAGUGUAGUAGCUGUUCCAAGACAGCUACCUCAAAGCCCCGCAAGUGUUCCACAGCAAUCUACAGCCCCAGCUCCAGCUCAAUCAAUCCCCAAACAUGUCAGGCCACCACAGCAGACUAGCUUCUUAUUAAAAGAAGGCGGCCACCAUGUCAGGCGUCCCAACCCUGUCCAGGUUAUGAAAGCCCAACCCCCGGCUAGGCUUAAGAGCGACCUACAAGGGGUGGUUCUCACCCUUGGAGGGCCCGGAGCUUAGAAAAGGAAGAGAUUUAGCUACAAGAUCAGGCCUGUGUUAUCUCUCCUUGUAUGUUUUGUUCUAAAUUCUUAUGUGAUAAGCAUAGAAGGUUUAUGGUGAUUCAGAUUAAGCCACUGUGUAUUCCAAGCCUUUUCUUUUUUACUUUUUAUGGUUAAUAGCAUUCUCGGAUUUGUAUUUCAUUUGAGUGAAAUGCUGAUCCUAAUCCAUAGUUUGUCGUCAGAUGAGCAAGUUUUUAUUAUUACUACUUUUAUUUUUUGUACUAAUAUUCAUAAAGGGUUGGCUUGAGGUAUUAAAUUCUUUAUUUUU